Molecule: messenger RNA, 345 nt
Organism: Rangifer tarandus platyrhynchus (Svalbard reindeer)
Lineage: Eukaryota; Metazoa; Chordata; Mammalia; Artiodactyla; Cervidae
Source: the annotation of a GenBank genome assembly
AUGCCCGGCGGGGAGAGAAGGCAGCGGCUGGCAGCACCACCCCCUGCCCAUGCAGGCCAGCCCGGGGAGCAAGGCCGGGCCCCUCCCGCCCCUGCCUUCCCAGCGAUGCUCCUGGGGAAGCUGUGGGGAACGUGUAGCCUCGGACGCUGUGCUCUCUUCUUCGGCCUGGCCCUCCUGCUCGACGUCGUGGGCCUGGUCCUUCUGCUCGUGGGCAUCUUCGCCUCCCUUGACUUCUGGGACUUCUUGAUCUACACGGGGUCCCUGAUCCUGGCUUUCAGCCUGCUCUUCUGGAUCGCCUGGUACACCCUCAACAUUGAGGUGCCUCUUGAGAAACUGGACUUGUAG